Sebastes umbrosus (honeycomb rockfish) is the source of this 2098-nucleotide messenger RNA. RefSeq names its product cytochrome P450 26A1 (gene cyp26a1). The record is from RefSeq and is a predicted model, not a curated record. Gene Ontology annotation, biological process: sterol metabolic process. Bases 136 to 1596 code for a protein of 486 amino acids. Gene Ontology annotation, molecular function: iron ion binding; oxidoreductase activity, acting on paired donors, with incorporation or reduction of molecular oxygen; monooxygenase activity. The transcript has 7 exons. NCBI's taxonomy places the organism in Eukaryota, Metazoa, Chordata, Actinopteri, Perciformes, Sebastidae.
GGAGGAGAAAGAAGGUGACCCUGGCAGCCUAUAAAAGAGCAGCAUGAGCAGCCUGGAGUCUCCGUACAGAGCUGACAGAGCUUCACCUUUAUCUCUCUCUCUCUCUCUCUGCAACAACAACAAGACGCUGCAAGCAUGGCUCUGAACACACUGCUGGCCACCUUCCUGUGCACCAUCGUGCUGCCCAUCCUGCUGUUCCUGGUGGCUCUGAAGCUGUGGGAGGUUUACAUGAUCCGAGGCAGAGACCCGAGCUGCUCCAGCCCGCUGCCACCAGGCUCCAUGGGCUUACCUUUCAUUGGAGAGACGCUGCAGCUCAUCCUACAGAGGAGAAAGUUCUUGCGGAUGAAGCGGCAGAAGUACGGUUACAUCUACCGGACGCACCUCUUCGGUAACCCCACAGUGCGCGUCACCGGAGCAGAAAACGUCAGGCAGAUCCUGCUGGGCGAGCACCGGCUCGUGUCCGCGCAGUGGCCCGCCUCUGUGCGCACCAUCCUGGGCUCAGAAACGCUGUCCAACGUGCACGGAGCUCAACACAAGACCAAGAAAAAGGCAAUCAUGCGGGCCUUCUCCACGGAGGCUCUGGAGCUCUACAUCCCCGUCAUCCAGGAGGAGGUGCGGGCUGCAGUGAAGGAGUGGUUGGCCAAGGACUCCUGCGUGCUGGUCUACCCGGAGAUGAAGCGGCUGAUGUUCCGCAUCGCCAUGAGGAUCCUGUUGGGCUUCGAGCCGGAUCAGAUCAGGACGGACGAGCAGCAGCUGGUGGAAGCUUUCGAGGAAAUGAUCAAGAAUCUGUUCUCUCUGCCCAUCGACGUGCCUUUCAGCGGACUGUACAGGGGUCUGAAGGCGAGGAACUUCAUCCACUCCAAGAUAGAGGAGAACAUCAAGAAGAAGUUGCAGGAGUCGGACAAGGAGCCCAAACACAGAGACGCUCUGCAGCAGCUCAUCGACAGCAGCAAGAAGAACGGGGAACCGUUCAGCAUGCAGGCCAUGAAGGAGUCUGCUACAGAGCUGCUGUUUGGGGGCCACGAGACCACGGCCAGCACAGCCACCUCUCUGGUCAUGUUCCUGGGCCUGAACCCGGAAGUUGUGGAUAAACUGAGGCAGGAACUGAUGGACAAGGAGGAGCAUGGGAUGGACCUCCACAGUCUGAACAUUGAGUCCUUGGAGCAGUUGAAAUACACCGGCUGCGUCAUUAAAGAGACUCUGAGGAUCAACCCUCCGGUUCCUGGAGGCUUCAGAGUGGCCCUCAAGACCUUCGAACUCAACGGUUACCAAAUCCCCAAAGGCUGGAACGUCAUCUACAGCAUCUGUGACACCCACGAUGUGGCGGAGAUCUUCCCCAACAAGGAAGACUUCCAGCCGGAGCGCUUCAUGACCAAACCCUUGGCCGACUCCUCCAGGUUCCAGUACAUCCCGUUCGGAGGAGGCUCCAGGAUGUGUGUGGGAAAAGAGUUUGCGAAAGUCCUGCUGAAGAUCUUCCUGGUGGAAGUGGUCACAAAGUGUCACUGGACUCUUUUAAACGGGCCACCCACCAUGAAAACAGGACCUACUGUCUAUCCUACAGACAAUCUGCCAACCAAGUUUACCAGCUAUGUAUAAAAAUGAUACCGAGAUGACGAGGGGUAGAGUGAAAUAUGAGGUUUCACAGAUGUCUCAAAUCAUCUGAGAUUCACCUCCCAAUUCACAAUACAGUAAAAUUAAGCUACUUGGGCUCUAAAGAAUCCGAUCAAAGGCCACAUUGAACAGUAUGUUUGUAAUUCAGAUCUUUUGGGGCUUGUGUCAAUGUGCAUUUUUUUGACAUCACGUAAAUUGUACAUAUUGUAGAUGAUUUAAGAACGUAUUUUACAUUUUAUAUUAUGAUGUUAAUACAUUGGAUUUGUAUAAAUUAUAUAUAUAUUAUGUUUUGUUUGAGCAAACUAAACGAGAGGCACUAUACACAGACAUGGAACACUUUAAUCAGCUCAGAGGUGUAUCUAUAGGAUUAUGUACAUAUGUAAUGUAGAGUCUGUUUAUAUAACUUUUGUAUCUUACCCCAACUUAUUUAAGUGACUUAUGUUAUAUUGUAUGGGCUUUUUAUUUAAUAAAACUGUUAUGAGGAGAA